Messenger RNA from Fukomys damarensis (Damara mole-rat), 679 nucleotides. It is a transcript of the gene Med30, whose product is annotated as mediator complex subunit 30. The coding region runs from base 1 to 543 and encodes 180 amino acids. The record is from RefSeq and is a predicted model, not a curated record. Gene Ontology annotation, cellular component: mediator complex. The transcript is spliced from 5 exons. Gene Ontology annotation, biological process: positive regulation of DNA-templated transcription. Lineage: Eukaryota; Metazoa; Chordata; Mammalia; Rodentia; Bathyergidae. Gene Ontology annotation, molecular function: transcription coregulator activity.
AUGACGUUUUGUAACGCGUUACGUCACGGUGGGCGGAAGUGGCGCUGGCGGCCUGGAGAGCGGCGGCUUCGGCAGGCCGCCCGCGAGGUCAACACGGCCUCGCUGUGCCGCAUCGGGCAGGAGACGGUGCAGGACAUCGUGUACCGCACCAUGGAGAUCUUCCAGCUCCUCCGGAACAUGCAGCUGCCGAAUGGUGUCACGUACCACACCGGCACCUACCAAGACCGCCUAACAAAGCUGCAGGACCACCUGCGCCAGCUGUCCAUCCUCUUCCGGAAGCUGAGACUGGUCUACGACAAAUGCAACGAAAACUGCGGAGGGAUGGAUCCCAUUCCCGUAGAGCAACUGAUUCCGUACGUGGAGGAAGAUGGCUCAAAAAACGAUGACCGGGCGGGCCCACCUCGAUUCGCCAGUGAUGAGAGACGAGAAGUCGCUGAAGUAAAUAAAAAACUCAAACAGAAGAACCAACAGCUGAAGCAAAUUAUGGAUCAAUUACGAAACCUCAUCUGGGAUAUAAAUGCCAUGUUGGCGAUGAGGAACUAAACUGAUAUUUAAAUUUCCUAUCCUGUAUGUGUUAUAUCAUUGUUUUUUCCCUCAAGUAUUUUUCCCAUUGAAAAAGAUUAUCUGCUUUUAUUUGAGUCGCAAAAAACUAAAGUUCCUAUUUUUACAUUGUAGUUUU